Molecule: messenger RNA, 348 nt
Organism: Babesia microti strain RI
Lineage: Eukaryota; Apicomplexa; Aconoidasida; Piroplasmida; Babesiidae
Exons: 1
Coding region: 1-348 (115 amino acids)
Source: RefSeq, a predicted model, not a curated record
AUGCAAAGGCCUCAUUGGAAAGAGAACCAAUUUGGUGGUGUGCCGAAUAGCAAAUAUCCUAAUGCAGGUCGUGGAAUUGAUAGGUUUGAUAAAUCUAAGGAUGAUAAGGAUAAUAGUUAUCUUGAUAAGAAAUUAAAUGAUUCAAAGAAGGUUGAUCCAAAGAAAUCCCAAGGUCCAUCCCGUGACGAUUCAUCUCCAAAGAGAGGAAGAGAAGAUGAUAACGCUCAACUUCGGAAAAAGGUGAAGACUACAGAAGUUUGUAGCAAUCCUAUAUCGGAAUUAGGACAAAACAUACUUAAAAUGCUCAAAAGUGUAUAUAAUUCUGUUUUCGGUUCCAAAAAAGAUUAA